GGACGGGACUUAGCCGCCCGUUCCCUGGCACGUCCCGCGCCGCCCCGCCUCCGUGCCCGCUGUCCGUCUCGGCGACGGAGCAAGGGGCAGAGCGGAGCGGAAUGGCAGAAAAUGAAUUCUUAGAAGAAAAGACAUUUAAGCAGCAUUGUGCAAAAUUUAUUAAACAUUCAGAGGAAAUAGGUGAUGGAUGGGAGUGGAGAAAUUCAAAGGACUGCUCUGAUGGCUACAUGAGCAAAACACAUUUCCAGACUAGAAACAGGACUUCUGUGACUGAACAGCUCUUUCCUCAAGCUGAGGAUGACUUUGAGCUCUUUUCUGAUGACUCUGAAGCCGUUGGGCCUGCUGCAGCAUCAGAAGUGAUUCGCUAUGAGUAUCAUGUCUUGUAUUCCUGCAGCUAUGGAGUACCCGUGCUGUACUUUAGGGCAAGCUUUUUAGAUGGAAGGCCUUUAACACUGAAGGAGAUAUGGGAUGGUGUCCAUCAAUUCUAUAAAGCUCGUCUUCUUCAAGAGCCGUGGAGCACCAUUACACAACAGGAGCACCCAAUACUUGGACAACCUUUCUUUGUCCUUCAUCCUUGCAAGACAAAUGAAUUCAUGACUUCUUUGCUAGAAAAUUCUGAAAAAGACAAUAGGAAUAUAAACUACAUUACAUCGUGGCUCAGCAUCGUCGGGCCAGUGGUGGGGCUGAACCUACCUUUGAGUUAUGCCAAGGCAAUGUCAUAGCACGAUGCAAAACCAGAUUGACACAAGGUCUCUGAGUUAAAUCCCACACACUGACGAGUCAUGGCAGUAAUUGGAACCUUCAUUUUCUUGAGCAGCACAGGAUGGAUGAUGGAUAGUGUCACCUGCUAUAAUCUUCACUGGAGUAGUUUCUGUUUUACUUUGGAAACAACACACCAGAUGACAACUGAAGACAAAAAUGUUUGUAACACCUACCCCAAAGACUCAGGUGAUUGGGCUUCACUGAGAGGGAGGAUACAUUGUUGAGCAUCCUGUGUCCCUGAAGUUGAUGGAAGAGCCAUUUAUUAUUGCUCUGACCACAUCCUUUCUUCUGGCCUUAGGGCUUUACCCUGAAAUGGAUAUGAACAUUCAUUGUGAACGUGACUGAAGUCCCCUGGUAUAACAUUUUUUUUAAUAUUUAAAAUAGAAAAUUGGUUUUAUGUACUUAAAAUAAUUUUCACUUUUUAUUCUAAGAAAUAACAAACCACUACUUGUACUGGGCACAUGGUUGAGACUUAAUAAAUACCUUGCCAUUGA
Molecule: messenger RNA, 1256 nt
Organism: Vombatus ursinus (common wombat)
Lineage: Eukaryota; Metazoa; Chordata; Mammalia; Diprotodontia; Vombatidae
Gene: ATG10
Product: autophagy related 10
Exons: 8
Coding region: 102-722 (206 amino acids)
Biological process (GO): protein lipidation; macroautophagy; protein modification by small protein conjugation
Cellular component (GO): intracellular anatomical structure
Molecular function (GO): Atg12 transferase activity
Source: RefSeq, a predicted model, not a curated record